AUGGACGACGAAUUGGGGCUCAAAUUAGGACAAAUCUCAAUCGUCGAUGCGGAGAAGCUAAUAAUCGACAUAAAAGAAAAAGAGGUGCGAUACAGCGCGGAGGAAUGCAAUCGAAGAAUAUUUGGGAAAGUGAUAGGUGAUAAAAAAUUGAACUGGUUGGGAAUGAAACGGACAAUGGGUCUCCUUUGGCGCAUGGGGAACGCUCUGGAAAUUCGAGAAUUCAGCAACAACUACUUCCAAUUCCUCUUUCCGAAUCAAGAAGCACUGGAGAAAGUGGAUAUGGGGCGCUGUUGGAUAUUCGAGAACCAAUACCUAAUUUUGCAGCCAUGGCCUAGCUUCAAUGACUUGACUGUAUGGGUUCAAGCGCACGGUGUACCUAUCAAUUGGAUGAGCUCAGAUGUUGGGCUGAAGAUAGGGAUGGCAUUCAUGGAUAUUAAAAAUUUGAUGCUAGCAAAAGCAGGUUUUAAAGGUAGCAGAAUUCUUCGUCUCCAGGUUAGUCUGGAUGUCAGGAAGCCAAUUCCUAGGUGGACUUCUAUUAGAUUGGGCGAAAAAAUUGUCACAGUUCAGUUCAAAUAUGAAAAGCUUGUUAGUCUUUGUUUCUACUGUGGUAUUUUGGGACACAUGGAUAAGAAUUGCCCAAUCAGAAAGGAGGCCAUCGCAAAGAAAGAUCUUAAAGAUGGGCAGUACGGGGAGUGGCUAAAAGCUACGGAAGGGGUGAAUAUAUCAGAAUCUCCUCCCCCUUCAACUACAAGUGAGCCAAUAACCAACAAGUCCAAUGAAAGGAAUAUAAAGGUCAAAUCCAGAUGA
This is a messenger RNA of Striga hermonthica, 807 nucleotides long. The record is from the annotation of a GenBank genome assembly. Lineage: Eukaryota; Viridiplantae; Streptophyta; Magnoliopsida; Lamiales; Orobanchaceae.